Molecule: messenger RNA, 2510 nt
Organism: Ornithorhynchus anatinus (platypus)
Lineage: Eukaryota; Metazoa; Chordata; Mammalia; Monotremata; Ornithorhynchidae
Gene: MICU1
Product: mitochondrial calcium uptake 1
Exons: 14
Coding region: 116-1579 (487 amino acids)
Biological process (GO): calcium import into the mitochondrion; mitochondrial calcium ion homeostasis
Cellular component (GO): uniplex complex
Molecular function (GO): calcium ion binding
Source: RefSeq, a predicted model, not a curated record
AGGAGGAAGACCCGGAACCGGAGUCGGAGCCGGAGCCGGAGCUGGAGUCGAUAGGAGGGGCGGCGGGCAGGACCGGCCGUCUGUCCGUCUGGCCAGCGCGGGCAUCGGAGCCGGGAUGUUUCGCCUUCGUUUCCUCCCUGCUGUGGCAGGAUUGGCCGUAGUCUCGCGACGGUAUCACGGGGCAGCCAGGCCUACCCGGAGCAGGCGUCGAUUGAUAGUGGCAGCUUUACUGGGAGCCUCCGCAGUCACGGCGAGUAGCGGUCUUCUGUGGAAGAGGGCUUAUGCAGAAUCUGCACCAUCAGUCAACCAGAACCUAAAGGCUGAACCAGAUGACAAAGACAAGAAUAAGGAUGAAGAGGAUACAGAUGACAGUGAAGGGACGGCUGGUGACUCUAGCUGUGUAGAAGCUCAGCCAGAAGGGAAAAAGAAGAAACAGCGAUGUGGAUUCAGGGACCGCAAGGUAAUGGAGUAUGAGAACCGGAUUCGUGCUUAUUCUACUCCAGACAAAAUCUUCCGAUACUUUGCUACUCUGAAAGUAAUUAAUGAGCACGGUGAAUCAGAAGUGUUUAUGACCCCGCAAGAUUUUGUGAGAUCUAUAACUCCCAAUGAAAAACAACCGGAACACUUGGGACUGGAUCAGUACAUAGUGAAGCGCUUCGAUGGAAAGGAUUUCUGGCAGACAGAGAAGAUAUCGCAGGAACGAGAGAAGUUUGCUGAUGAAGGCAGCAUAUUUUACACACUUGGAGAAUGCGGACUCAUCUCUUUUUCCGACUAUAUUUUCCUCACUACCGUCCUUUCCACUCCUCAGAGAAAUUUUGAAAUUGCCUUCAAGAUGUUUGACCUGAAUGGAGAUGGAGAAGUGGAUAUGGAGGAGUUUGAACAGGUUCAGAGCAUCAUUCGUUCCCAAACCAGCAUGGGGAUGCGUCACAGAGACCGUUCCACCACUGGGAACACCCUCAAAUCUGGCUUGUGUUCAGCUCUGACCACUUACUUUUUUGGAGCCGAUCUCAAAGGGAAGCUGACAAUCAAAAACUUCUUAGAAUUUCAGCGCAAACUUCAGCAUGAUGUUCUGAAGUUAGAGUUUGAACGCCAAGACCCCGUGAAUGGCCGGAUCACCGAGAGGCAGUUUGGUGGCAUGCUUUUGGCGUACAGUGGUGUGCAGUCCAAGAAACUGACAGUCCUGCAGAAGCAGCUCAAGAAGCACUUCAAGGAUGGAGAGGGGCUGACCUUUGAAGAGGUGGAAAACUUUUUUACUUUUCUGAAGAACAUAAAUGAUGUGGACACUGCAUUGAGCUUUUACCAUAUGGCUGGAGCUUCUCUGGAUAAAGUGACAAUGCAGCAAGUGGCCCGGACCGUGGCCAAGGUAGAGCUCUCGGACCACGUGUGCGAUGUGGUGUUUGCCCUCUUCGACUGUGAUGGGAACGGGGAGCUGAGCAACAAGGAGUUCGUGUCCAUCAUGAAGCAGCGGCUGAUGAGAGGCCUGGAGAAGCCCAAGGACAUGGGUUUCACCCGGCUCAUGCGGGCCAUGUGGAAGUGCGCUCAGGACACCGCCUGGGACUUCGCCCUCCCCAGGCCGUGAGGAGGCAGCCUGCCAAGGAUCUGCAGAUGGACCCCUGACGGGCCUCAAGCCCGUGGCCCCCGGAAAUAUCGAUACCUUCUAUGCCAUCCCACACCCCAUUCCCCCGCAGAGGGAGGGUCACUGCCGCUCCCUUCUCUCCCUUUUCCCUCAGGCCCGGUACUCAGCUGAAAUGCGCAUCUCAUCUCCCACUGGUUUCUAACUCUUUUCCACCUCUCUGGAAAGCCGACCCGAAGAUGAGGGGUCUGUAGAGUAGCCGCUUUCUGGGUCCCACCCCUUUCUGGGUAUGUGCAAAAUCAAGAUCUGCCGGAGGGUGAGAGGGUCAGAAUGGCCUCCAGAAUGACGGGAGGAAGGGACGAACAAUUCAGAAAAAGGAUGGGGGGUGGCAGCCCACCUCAGGUUGGCUUUUCGGGCCAGGUGCCGUCAGCGUCCCUGUGAAAACUGACCCAUCGCUCUCGGCUUUCACUUCAGCUCGCGUUUUUAAGAGAGCUUUGUAUGAAGACUCUGGCAGGCCGGAGUGAGUCCUACCCCCGGGAGUGUGCCGCCAGGACUGGGUCUUGGGAGGGUGGUGACUUGGGCUACCCUGGUUUAGGUUGGGCCAGCCAAACUAAGGAUGUGUUUUAUGGGGUUAUCAGAUUAGCUAACAGGAGACCUGCAUGCGCAUGCAGGGGGAUGUUUAGGUUCAAGCCCACCUUUCCCAAGAAUUAAGCCCAUCGGGUUCGUGCUUUUUUUUUUUUUUUAACCGCCUUCCUCUCCUCCUGCACUUUGCCUAGUUGAAUCCUCCGUGCCGUUUGAUUUAUUAAACGGGCGCGUUUCAGACUGGAGUCGCCCCUCUAGAUUGCUUUUCCGUUGAGCGGCCUGGGCUUGGAUUGGUGUGACCGAGCUCAUGAACGUUUGUAAAAUAUCGUCUUAAUUAUACUGGUUUGCAACAAAA